This is a messenger RNA of Podarcis muralis (Common wall lizard), 2601 nucleotides long. Lineage: Eukaryota; Metazoa; Chordata; Lepidosauria; Squamata; Lacertidae. The record is from RefSeq and is a predicted model, not a curated record.
UCCGCUUCCGGCCCGACUUCCUGGAAGGUUGGCAUUUAAAGCCCCGCUGCCCGUGCGGGGAGGCUGCGAUUCAGCUGCGCGACGUCGCCUGCGGCUGAAGGAGUCGCCUUUGCGGAGGCAGCCCUCGCCCUUCCCUCGCCCAGCCUCGCCCGCUUCGUCAAAGCCAAGCUCCUCCAGCAGAAAUUGCCGAAGAAAAUCGGAUGCAAAGAGAGUUUUCCUCUCUUGGCGCGCUGCAACAGCCAUUUUUUAUUUUCCAAUAAGCCUUUGCAAGCAUUUAUUAGCAAAAAAAAACCUAUUUAUUUUAUUUUUUGCAUUUUAUUUUAUUUUAUUUUUUGCAUUUCAUUUCAUUAUUUUUUUUUUGCAUUUCAUUUCAUUUUUUAUUUUUUGCAUUAGCCCUUCAAAAGCAAUUUUUCGUGUGCUUGCAUUUCUAUUUUAUUUUUUGCAAUAGCCCUUCAAAAGCAAUUUUUUUGGGCUUGCAUUUUUAUUUUUUGCAGCCGGUAGCAGGACAGCGUGGGCACAUCUUUUCCUGCAAGGGAUCUGGAGAUCUUGCCAUCCCCUCCUGGUGCCUUUCCCCCCCUUCCUCUACCUCCCCACCUUAUAUUCAGGGCCCGAUUUUUUAUUUUUCAUUUUGCGAGCGAGCGAUUCCCUUUCACAGGCGGCUCCGUCCGCAUAUCUUCGUCUCUCCUUCCAUUCAUCGGCGAGCAGAUUCCCUCCCGGAGCCCAGGAUCCCCUCCUCGGCCCCGAUUCCUUGACCCACCUCCGUUUGCAAGAUGUUCAGCUGGCUGGGCAACGACGACCGGCGGAGGAAAGACCCCGAGGUGUUCCAGACGGUGAGCGAGGGGCUGAAGAAACUCUACAAAACCAAACUUCUCCCUCUGGAAGAAUACUACAAAUUCCACGAGUUUCAUUCGCCCGCCUUGGAAGAUGCCGACUUUGACAACAAGCCCAUGGUCCUCCUCGUGGGACAGUAUUCCACCGGCAAGACCACCUUCAUAAGGUACCUCCUCGAGCAAGAAUUCCCCGGUAUGAGAAUCGGUCCAGAGCCCACGACGGACUCCUUCAUUGCCGUGAUGCAGGGCGACGUGGAAGGCAUAAUUCCCGGGAAUGCGCUGGUGGUAGAUCCCAAGAAGCCUUUCAGGAAACUGAAUGCCUUUGGCAAUGCCUUCUUGAACAGAUUUGUUUGUGCACAGCUGCCAAAUCCGGUUCUGGAGAGCAUCAGCGUGAUUGACACUCCGGGGAUCCUUUCCGGGGAGAAGCAGAGAAUCAGCCGAGGCUACGACUUCGCCGCCGUCCUGGAGUGGUUUGCCGAGCGGGUGGACCGCAUCAUCCUCCUCUUUGACGCCCACAAGCUGGACAUCUCGGACGAGUUCUCCGAGGUCAUCAAAGCCCUGAAGAACCACGAGGACAAGAUGAGAGUGGUGCUCAACAAGGCGGACCAGAUUGAGACCCAACAGCUCAUGAGGGUCUACGGGGCGCUCAUGUGGUCGCUGGGGAAGAUCGUCAACACGCCCGAGGUCAUCAGGGUCUACAUCGGCUCCUUCUGGUCUCACCCGCUCCUCAUCCCCGAUAACCGCAAGCUCUUCGAGGCAGAGGAACAGGACCUCUUCAGGGAUAUCCAAAGCUUGCCCCGAAACGCAGCCCUCCGGAAACUGAACGACCUCAUUAAGCGGGCAAGGCUAGCCAAGGUCCACGCCUACAUCAUUAGCUCCCUUAAGAAGGAAAUGCCGUCGGUGUUUGGGAAAGAUAACAAGAAGAAAGAGCUCGUGAACAAUUUGGGCGAGAUCUACGGGCGCAUCGAGCGGGAGCAUCAGAUUUCGCCGGGAGACUUUCCCAAUCUGAAGAAGAUGCAAGAGCAGCUACAGGGCCAAGACUUCAGUAAGUUCCAGCCCUUGAAGAGCAAACUGCUGGAUGCCGUUGAGGAUAUGCUUGCCAGCGAUAUCGCCCAGCUGAUGGUGCUGGUGCGCCAGGAGGAGUCCCAGCGGCCGGUGCAGAUGGUGAAAGGGGGCGCCUUCGAGGGCACCCUGCACGGCCCCUUUGGGCAUGGCUAUGGCGAGGGCGCCGGCGAAGGGAUCGAUGACGCCAACUGGGUGGUGGCCAGGGACAAGCCCAUGUACGACGAGAUCUUCUACACGCUUUCGCCGGUGGACGGGAAGAUAACCGGCGCCAACGCCAAGAAGGAGAUGGUGAGGUCCAAGCUGCCGAACACUGUCUUGGGAAAGAUCUGGAAACUGUCCGACAUCGACAAAGACGGGAUGCUUGACGACGAGGAGUUUGCGUUGGCCAACCACCUCAUCAAAGUCAAGUUGGAAGGCCACGAGUUGCCGAACGAGCUCCCGUCUCACCUCAUCCCUCCAUCGAAGAGGAAACUGACAGAGUGAGAGGGUGGCGGGAAGGAAUUGUGGGGUGUUGGGUGGGUGGGUGAAUCAAAUAUACCCAAUGGAGAUGCGGAGUUGUCUUCCGGCUUCCAAUAAUGUCCAGCCGUGAUGAGGAACCUGGUGCAAUAUUUUGGAGCAGGCGUGAGGAUCCUUUGACCUUCCAGAUGUUGUUGAACUGCAACCCCCUGGUUACGUGAAACAUAUUCAAUAAACACACAAGACGUAA